Messenger RNA from Myotis lucifugus (little brown bat), 1416 nucleotides. RefSeq names its product tetratricopeptide repeat domain 24 (gene TTC24). Bases 1 to 1416 code for a protein of 471 amino acids. Lineage: Eukaryota; Metazoa; Chordata; Mammalia; Chiroptera; Vespertilionidae. Gene Ontology annotation, molecular function: protein binding. The transcript is spliced from 7 exons. The record is from RefSeq and is a predicted model, not a curated record.
AUGUCUUCCCCCAACCCUGAGGGUACCCCACAAGAGCCUGAGACUGAGCCCUCCAGCUCCAAGGAGAAAAAGAAGAAAAGCAAGUGUCAGCAGCAUGAGGCCAGCAUCCAAGUCCUCACCAGGGCUGGCCACAGGGCCCUACUGGCUCGCCAGAACCAGGAGGCCUUGACCAGCUUCCAGAGGGCCUUCCUCCUGGCCUCCAAGGCCUCCCGGGAAAGGGACACUCCUAUUCUCCGAGCCUGUGCCUUCAACCUGGGGGCUGCCUACGUGGAGACCGGGGACCCAGCCAGAGGCCUGGAGCUGCUCCUAAGGGCCCAACCUGAAGAGAAGGCACAGGGCAGGUGUCAUGGUGACCAGUGUUUCAAUGUGGCUUUGGCCUACCAAGCCCUGGGCAACCUGCCUCAAGCUGUGGCCUGGUACCACAGGGCCCUGGGCCACUAUCAGCCACUGGGUGACCAGGGGCAGGCCCAGGCAAAAAUGGGAGCCUGCUACCAGGCUCUGGGACAGCCUGAGCUAGCAGCCCAGUGCUUGCAGGAAGCGAGCCAGGCCUAUGCCCAAGCAGGGCAGCCCCGGGCCGCAGCCCUGGCGUUGGGGGCUGCGGCGGGGUGUAUGCUGAAGAGCGGGCAGCACGGCGUGGGUGAAGUGGUGCAGGUGCUGGAGGAGAGCUGGCGGCUGGCGGAGAUGAGCACUGAGCGGCGACUGCUUGGGCAGCUCUAUAAUGACCUGGGCCUGGGCUACUCCCAGCUCCAGCUGUUCCCACUAGCAGUAGAGGCCUUCCUGCAGGCCUUGCCCUUGUGCCGGGGGCCAGGAGAGGAGGCCACGGUGCUGAGAAACCUUGGGAUGGCCCACAAUGCCCUUGGCAACUACCAGGAAGCCCGGGGGUUUCACCAGAAAGCUGCUGACCUGCAUGGUUCUGUGGGGCAGCGGUGGGAGCAAGGCCGGAGCUUUGGCAGCCUGGCAUUUGCACUGAGCCAGCUGGGGGACCACAAGGCCGCCAGAGACAACUACCUCCAUGCUCUGCAGGCUGCCCAGGACACUGGGGACGUGAAGGGGCAGUGGCAGGCCUGCGAGGGUCUGGGGGCUGCUGCAGCCAGACUGGGGCAGCAUGACCAGGCCUUGAAGUACUACAAGGAGGCGCUGGCCCAGUGUCAGAAGGAGCCGGAUUCUGUGCGAGAACGGCUGGUGGCCAAGCUGGCGGACGCCAUGAGGACCCACUUGGCUCAGGGUGGGCCGGACCCAACUCACACCCCGAUCUCAGCCCCAUGGAAGCCUCAGCCUCCAGGUGGGGCCGGCCCCGCAGGGACUCCAGCCAGACUGGGAAGAAGCCCCGGAGAAGCAAAGCACAGACCUUUGGGUGGGCGGAAAGACAAAGAGUUGGAGGAGGGCCACGAGGAGAAAGAGGAAGAGGCUUCAUGA